CUACGUCACGCCCACAACCUCUUUUCAAACAGGGUGUUGUUGCUGCUGUUGUUUUGAGAUUCGUGUUCAGAAAUGGCUGCCUCCACAAUUCUUGGUGGGAAAAUGAAAUCCCUGAGUAUGGUGCCUUAUUUCAGCGCUGCUUUUAGGCUAAGAUGUCCUAGUCUGCUGCGAUAUAACUUUACUUCUGUAAACCAAAAAUGUUCUUGCAGCAGUACUAGCAAACAAAAUUUAGCAAAACCCAGACCAAUUACAAAAGUUUUGAUUGCAAACAGAGGUGAAAUUGCAUGCAGGGUUAUAAAAACUGCAAAGAAUAUGGGAAUUCGAACUGUUGCUGUUUACAGUGAUGCAGACAGGUGUUCCAUGCAUGUUGACUUGGCAGAUGAGGCUUAUCAUAUCGGACCCCCACCAGUGAGAGACAGCUAUUUAAACAUGGAAAAGAUAAUGUCAGUUGCCAAAAUGAGUCGAUCACAGGCUAUACAUCCUGGAUAUGGAUUCUUAUCAGAAAAACCAGAAUUUGCUGACCUCUGUGAAAUUGAAGAUGUGAUAUUUGUCGGUCCGCCAUCUUCAGCCAUUCGCGAUAUGGGUAUAAAGAGUACAUCAAAGGCAAUUAUGAGUGCUGCUGGGGUACCUAUAAUCGAAGGUUACCACGGAGACGAUCAAAGUAUACAGCAUUUAAAGAACGAGGCUGAAAGAAUAGGGUAUCCUGUCAUGAUCAAGGCAGUCAGGGGUGGUGGUGGAAAGGGUAUGAGAAUUGCGAUGAAGGAAAGUGAUUUUGAAUCGGCACUGGAAUCUGCCAAAAGAGAGUCUCGAAAUGCGUUUGGAGACGAGAGCAUGCUUGUUGAAAAAUAUGUCGAACGUCCACGGCACGUCGAAGUCCAAGUGUUUGCUGACCGCUACGGAAAAACAGUCUAUUUGUUUGAACGAGAUUGCAGCGUGCAAAGGAGGCACCAGAAAAUUAUUGAAGAGGCCCCAGCACCUGGGAUCUCGCACGAUGUGAGAAGAGAAAUCGGUGAAGCAGCAGUGAGGGCCGCCGAAGCAGUUGGAUAUGUUGGUGCAGGAACUGUUGAGUUUAUUAUGGAUAGAAACCAAAAGUUUUAUUUCAUGGAGAUGAAUACAAGGCUGCAGGUUGAGCACCCUGUAACGGAGCUGAUUACAGGCCUCGAUCUGGUUGAGCUGCAGCUUCGUGUUGCUGCUGGCGAGAAGCUUCCCUUCGAACAAGACGACCUCCGGCCAAACGGGCAUGCUUUCGAGGCUAGGAUUUAUGCUGAAGACCCGGAGAGCGAGUUUCUACCUGGAGCAGGACCAUUAAUUCAUUUAUCAACCCCAGAUCCUGCCAGCGAUGUUCGCAUUGACACUGGUGUGAGGCAAGGCGAUGAAGUUACUGUGCAUUACGAUCCUAUGAUUGCAAAACUAAUCGUCUGGUCAGAGAGUAGAGGGGCAGCCCUUAGAAAACUGCAAUCAAAGCUGAGAGAUUACCACGUUGUGGGUCUGGACACUAAUAUAAAAUUCUUAUCAGACCUAGCAAGCCAUCCCAACUUUGUUGACGGAGAUGUACAUACUGGCUUCAUAGAGGAGCACCAUGCCGAGUUGCUGCCCGUCAAAGGAAACCUCUCUCAGUCACAGCUUGCCGAGGCUGGCCUAGCUCUCCUUUUGUGUAUCACAGAUGCUAACAAAAGUUUAGCAAGGAAUUUAGAGCAAAACUCACCGUUCACAAACACAUUUGGCUUUAGACUGAACAAAGAAUACACGAGACCGCUACGAGUUCUAGAUGCUGAUCUAAUGAAAGAAUUGCAUGUUACAUAUUUACGCGAUAAACAGUACCUUAUUCAGGUGGAAAGCUUAGAGUUUCUAUGCAGUGGAGAACUAUCUAAAGAAAAUGGAAGAACUUAUUUGAAUUCAGUCAUUAACGGUGUCAAAGGUAGAAGCGCAGUUGUUUUUCAAAACCAGUCAAUUCAUUUGUUUACAAAGGAUGGAACGUUCCAUGUAAAUAGACCGUCUCCAAAGUUUGUAUCAGGGUCGCAUUCAUCCUUGCCUAGUGGAGGUGCUGUUGCUCCCAUGACAGGGACUAUUGUCAAGGUCAAUGUUCAACCAGGAAAUAAAGUGAAAGCCGGUGAUAUUUUAAUGAUCAUGGAAGCUAUGAAGAUGGAGCAUAAAAUAAAGGCCCAAAAAGACGGUGUUGUUGAAAGCAUUCCAUACAAAGAAGGACAAACGGUACAAAGAAAUGUAGAAUUGAUUAAAUUUUUUAAAGAUGAUUGAAUAAAGUGAACAUUUUGAUUAGCUGUGUUAAGUUCGUUAUCCAGUGUCAUGUACUGUGAAUGUAUACCGCUAUAUGUAACCUAUAUAGAGUUCCAAAGUGUGAUGCCAUUGUAAGAAGCGUUUUAUACUCUACUAUAGAACCUGGAAAAACACCAUUAAAUGUCUCUACACUGUCAAAUCAGACUGCGAUAAAGCAAGUGAAAGAGCUGAAAUUUCUAAUCAAUUUCUGUUGUUUUGGCCUUGUCAUAGACAGGGACGCCGGGAAGGGGGUACGGGGGACAACCGCGCCUGUUUUCUUUUUGAUAGGAGAUGCAUGGGGGGCCAAAGUGCCCUUUUCAUAGAUGUGUCCUAGACAUCGGCUGUUUGCAAUUAUCAAAAGAUUGAUAUGAAAUUCUGACUGCACUGCCUUAUUCAUGACGACAUUACUCAAAUCUUGCGGAUGCGCCCCCGUAGCGUCCAACAUUUCCUAUAUUGGCUUGAAAAGAUUGUUUAUGACGUCAUCACUUUGAAGCUCUAUUAAGAGUGCAUUAUGCAAUGCUCUGUGCUUGUAUACAACAGUUAAAUGAUUGAAUAAACGAAAUACAUUGAAACAUUAUUUAUGUACUCUUUAGGAAAUCCGUUGCCAAAAGGAUGUUUGCUUAUCGAUUUCUAAUAAACGCCGCAUUGCGUCUCAAAGACCUUGUUUUUUCACAACAACUCUUCGCCACUAAUCUAUCUCUUUGUUAAAUUUUAAACCACGCUUUCCUACCAUCCCAUUAAAAAAAUAACUCAUGGCCACUAACACAGUGAAACUGUUGUAUUCUAAUACAGAAAAUUUGGAAAUUAAAGCUAUUCUAGUCGCAUGAAUUUACGCUCCUGUACUUUAUCGUAUAUAUCUAACCUUUCUUGAUGUUAUAUAAAAUUCCUUUCCAGAUAUUCCUUAUCCUAAGCAGAAUAUCUAAUUAGCGAAAUGAUUUUGAAUUCCAAAAAAACACCUAAUUCUAUGAAAUAUGCUAAGAAGCCUCCAUUUGAAGUAUUGGAAGGACAAACAAGAAGAAUAAGCUUUUACAAAGUGCCAGGAAAGAUAUCGCUGAGGGGAUUAAGAAUGGCCUGCAAAAUUCCUGAUUGUACUGUUUAAGGUCGAGGAUCAUAAAAAAUACGACAAAUAUUUUCUACGAAGUACAGGGAUCAGCCGAAUCAAGUCUGCUAAUCAUUAAAUAGAAUUGUAAGUAAAACGUUUUUGGUACCGCGAAAUUCGAAGAUGGCACGGAAAAGCGGAAACAUAGCUUGCCGAAGCGCUUUUCCUAUGUCUAGCCAAGCUAAUUACAAUAUCGAACGUGUGCACGUAACAUGGUUAUGCUAAUUAACGGUGUAUGACGGAAAAAAUUACCUAAAUACCCUUGGGCAUUUUAAGAAAACCUCGCCAUUAAUGGUUUAGCAAGAUGAAGAUACUAUGCCUAUCGUGGCAGCUAAAAGAGCCCAGGAGGGUCACGCUAGACGGUUCAACUUUGAUUGAUUAUACAGCUACGACAAACUGCAACAAUACUAUAGAGAGUGGAGUGCUUAAGAUCAGUCGUAGGAACAAUUAUCUUGUUUAUUGAGUUAGAAAAUUACGUGGCGGUGUUAAACACGAGCACAAAUAUAUAACAUCUCGUCAAAUGAAAAUUUUAGUAAAAGAAGCUUUCCUAUCUGAUCUCCCCGAGGUUGUUUGGGAAGCCUUUAUAGCAUAUGCUAAUGACAUUGAUGAUGCAGUAAGCAAGUGGACCCAAAUUGCGCUGAUUCUAGACAAACAUGCACCUACUCUACGUAGAUAUGUGUCUGAUAGAAACUAGCCUGUGCUCCAGACCCCUAAUAGAUACACGCCUUGGCUAAAUGCUGAUUUUUUCAAAUAAGCAAUAACGCGAGAUAAAUUAAUAACGAAAUCUGUAUGAAGCAACUCAAAAUUGUUGAUGGAAUCCUACAAGCAUAUUCAUAACAAGUUGAAUAACUUAAAUAGACACCUUAACUGUGAAUAUCUCUCUGAAAAAGUCACGCAGUCUCAAGGUGUCCUCAAGAAAUCAAUAGGUAAAAACCAACUUUUGUAUUUUUAGAAGAAUUUUGUUUGCAAGAAUAUUCAGGGUUUGGGUAAUCAGUUCUCAAGUAUACAGUAUAUAAGAAUAUUGCUAAACCUCAGCAAGCAACUUGUGCUUCAUUUUAGCAGUUGCCAACGUUGCAUGUCUGACAAAUCUCGAUUUUUCAAAAAUAAAGUUAUUUCAAAAAUGAAGCUUGGAGAUAAUUUUCAAAAAAAUACCUUUUUAUACGUUAAAUUCACACCAUGUCUCUUCCAGCUUUUAACAAAAUUACAAGCCGUUGAUACUCCGAGGG
Messenger RNA from Rhopilema esculentum, 4599 nucleotides. RefSeq names its product methylcrotonoyl-CoA carboxylase subunit alpha, mitochondrial. Gene Ontology annotation, molecular function: methylcrotonoyl-CoA carboxylase activity; metal ion binding; ATP binding. The record is from RefSeq and is a predicted model, not a curated record. Gene Ontology annotation, cellular component: mitochondrion. NCBI's taxonomy places the organism in Eukaryota, Metazoa, Cnidaria, Scyphozoa, Rhizostomeae, Rhizostomatidae.